Molecule: messenger RNA, 330 nt
Organism: Dictyostelium discoideum AX4
Lineage: Eukaryota; Evosea; Eumycetozoa; Dictyosteliales; Dictyosteliaceae
Exons: 1
Coding region: 1-330 (109 amino acids)
Source: RefSeq, a predicted model, not a curated record
AUGGAUGCAAAAAUACCAAUCAUUAGAUUCAAAGAGAUAUCAUCAGGUAUUCAUUUCGAUAUGUGUUUUAAUUCAAUGAUUAGUUAUCACAAUUCAUUAUUGUUAGGUGAAUAUUGUUCAAUUGAUAAUAGAUGUAUAGAUUUAGCAUUAUUAGUAAAAUGGUGGGCAAUCUCAAAAGAUUUAAAUAAUGCAGCAGAGAAAACAUUUAGUUCAUUCUGUUUAGUUAAUAUGGUAAUUCAUUUCCUUCAGUCAUUAAAUCCACCAAUUUUACCUACGUUUUUUUUUUUUAAAACUAAUGUCCCUAAACUCAUUUUAACUCUUUUUUUAUAA